Molecule: messenger RNA, 669 nt
Organism: Branchiostoma floridae (Florida lancelet)
Lineage: Eukaryota; Metazoa; Chordata; Leptocardii; Amphioxiformes; Branchiostomatidae
Exons: 7
Coding region: 1-669 (222 amino acids)
Source: RefSeq, a predicted model, not a curated record
AUGGGACCUAGAGAAAUGUUCAACGACACACCUCAGAGCUACAAGGAGAAAGUGAAGAGUAAGAUAGAGUACCUGCUGGGGAAACAAGACGACCUGCAGAUGGAACUACAUCAACUCAGAGGGGACUUGGUACGGUCCAUAGCCGGGGAAGCCCGCCGACCGGGAGCCCUCUCCAGCGUCAAGACCAAGAAGGGGAAAUCUAAAGGGAAAAAGAAGAGCAGGAGAAGUAAGGCCAAAAAGAGCGGAGUGUCGGGAGCGAGCAGCGCCGUGAGUAAAAGCGCGCAGCUCAGGAGGAUGGGCGACAAGGAGCUGUUAGCGUCACUAACCAAACCGGAGAGGGAAACCCUGGAGGCCGUGUUUCAAGUGAAGAAGGUUAAAGCGGAAAUGAUGUCACGAGAGGACAGAAUCAGGAAAUUGGAAACAAGAAUAACAAAUCUACGAGACGAGAUUCGGCGAGCAGACUGGAAACUAACGAGACAGAGAGAAGCAGACAUGAGGCAGUUCACACAGUCCCCGGGGUUCCGGCGGGCACAGAGCUCACGGUAUCGGACACUACACCCGGAAGUAGAUGUAGAGUUGGAGGUUGAGGACCUGAAAGAAGCCCUGUUUCAAGUUAACAGUCACCUUUCCGCUAAAGAACUGGACUUCAUCAGUCAUGCAGCAACCUAG